GACCUUGAGCUUUUUGAUUGUUGAUUUUGAAAUGUCAAACGAAGUUAAGUAAUAGAAAUGUAACAUAUCAUAAAAAAACCGCUUAAAAACAGUAUUUCUGCGUUAUCAUUAAUUAGGGUAGCACGAUGGAGGAACAGGCAACAAUUAAGUUAAGAGUAACCGAAUACAUUCAGCGUUUGAGUAAGGAAUUGAAUAUAGAGGGAACUAAGGGGCUGUUUGGUAAUGAGCUAGAACUCAUAGCUUUAGUGCGGAAUUGUCAGUUUUUGUAUGAUAAAAAUUUGCCUGAUUUCAAGAAUAUUCAAAAGAAAAAUGAGGCUUGGGAAGCAAUUGCUUCAGUUUUCGGGGUCACGGUUGGUGAAGUGCAGCAAAGGUGGAAGGGCAUGAGAGACUUAUUCAGUAAACAUAAAAACAAAAACGAGGGGCACAGUAAUAACAAUAAAAACGUAGUGUGCCCCUAUUACGAUGAUCUUAAGUUUUUAGAACCGUAUAUUGUCGGUCGUAGAUCAAGACUUGUGGGCGUAACUAUGUCUUUGUCGGAUCAUUUAAACAGUGAUGACGAUGCGUCUAAAGAAAAAGAAUCGGCCUCAUUUGAUGAUUUGAGACGCUUCAUUGAUAAAAUUAAAAGUUUGCCAAUUUUGUACCAUCACAGGUAUUCUGGGGGAUCAUACGGUAAACAAAAAAUCGAACAUUGGAUUGAAAUUGCCAAAGUGUUUGGGGUGCCAGUCAAAGAAUGUCUAGCUAGGUGGAGGACACUUAGGGAAAGAUAUUCGAGGGAAAGAAGAAUGCAAAACGCCGGAGUUUCUGUUAAAAAGUGGGAAUUAUUCGACGAACUUUCGUUCCUUGACCAACACGUUAAACGCCGAAGAAGGUACACAAGGAUGGUGCCCACACACCCGUCCACAGCCGACCAAAGUAUUUGCUACGUUGUAACUUCCCCAACAAAUUCAUCCUCGGAACAUGUCACACUUGACUCUUCUGCAUUCCUCAGUGAAAUGUCUUUAGGGACAAAGAAGGAAGUUGCAAUGGAAGAUGUGGAAUUUUUCGACGUUUCGAGCGAUAUCACUUCAUCCCCAACUCCUCUAUUUAAUGAAGACAACAGCGCGUCUGAGAAUAAUGUCUCGGAAAAUUCUGUAAAUUUACAGAACGAAAGCACACAAAGCAAAAUCAGUAAUCCGGACGAGGACGACCUUUUCGGCCAAAGCAUUACAGCCGAGCUUAAGAAAAUAACCUGUCCGCGGAAAAAAAUUAAAUUAAAAGCGGAAAUUUACCGACUUAUCUACGAACACACCUGUGAAUAAUUCGUUCAGUUAACGGUUGUACAUAAUAAAUAAUUUGUAGAA
Messenger RNA from Tribolium castaneum (red flour beetle), 1340 nucleotides. RefSeq names its product transcription factor Adf-1. The record is from RefSeq and is a predicted model, not a curated record. Lineage: Eukaryota; Metazoa; Arthropoda; Insecta; Coleoptera; Tenebrionidae. Bases 126 to 1298 code for a protein of 390 amino acids. The transcript has 7 exons.